AUGUGCCCGGGCGCCAAUGAAAACCAGGUCGUCGAGGCUGGCAAGAAUGACCAUCUAGUGCAGUCAUCUGAUCCUGAACACCCGGCAAACCUGAUCCCAGAUCUCUGCCGCAGAUUCUACAAUUGGGGAUGGGUCACUGGCACUGGUGGAGGUACAUCCAUCCGUCAUGGUGAUCAUAUCUUUAUUGCCCCGUCUGGAGUGCAGAAGGAGCUCAUAAAGUCCGAAAACAUCUUUGUCCUGCAGUGGCCCACCAAGAAGUACCCGGCCUCUGAGCGCAACUAUAUCCGCAAGCCUCUUAAGCUGAACCCCUCCGCCUGCACCCCGCUAUUCCUGACAGCUUUUGAACAUGGCGCCGGCUGCUGCAUUCACACUCACUCCCAAUGGGCAGUUUUGGUGACCUUGCUUGUCGAGCGGGAGAAGGGUCCUGAUGCUUGCUUCGAGAUCAGCAAUAUCGAGCAGAUCAAGGGUAUUCCUCUCGGCAAAGGAAAGGGUAUGCACAACUUCCACGACACCCUGCGUAUUCCCAUCAUCGAUAACACCGCCUUUGAGGAGGAUCUCACCGAGGGUUUGGAAGCGGCCAUGAACAAGUAUCCCGAUACCUAUGCUGUGCUUGUGCGGAGACACGGAAUUUAUGUUUGGGGUGACAAUGUCGCCAAAGCCAAGACGCAAUGUGAAAGCUUGGAUUACUUGUUCCAGCUGGCGGUGGAAAUGCACAAGCUAGGUCUUCCAUGGCUCAAGUAG
This is a messenger RNA of Penicillium taxi, 741 nucleotides long. It is a transcript of the gene mde1, whose product is annotated as methylthioribulose 1-phosphate dehydratase MDE1. The coding region runs from base 1 to 741 and encodes 246 amino acids. Gene Ontology annotation, cellular component: cytoplasm. The transcript has 3 exons. NCBI's taxonomy places the organism in Eukaryota, Fungi, Ascomycota, Eurotiomycetes, Eurotiales, Aspergillaceae. Gene Ontology annotation, molecular function: methylthioribulose 1-phosphate dehydratase activity; metal ion binding. The record is from RefSeq and is a predicted model, not a curated record.